AUGGCUUCUGUUCCUUUUUUCAAGACUCCAUUGACACCAGAAGAAACAAAUUUCUUCAAUCAAAAAUUUAAACAACUAGAUGUGAAAAAUCUUGGUGUGGUCACAGGAGAGGUCGUAAGACCUCUCUUUGCAAGCACAAAUUUACCUUCUACCACUCUGUCACAAGUCUGGGCGCUUGCAGAUGUCAAUAACAAAGGGUUUCUGAAUUUUCAGGAAUUUAGUGCUGCUCUAAGAAUAAUUGCAAAUUUGCAAAAAUUUCCAAACGCCACAUUAUCCGCAAAUUUGUACGAUUCUCCAUGUCCACAAUUACCUACAUUCAAUGACGGUAGCCGUGCACCAAGCGCUAGUGCUACAACUCAACUACCCUUGCCUUCAACAAAUGACAUUGCAAAAUUUUCACAAUUAUUUGAUAGAACAACUAAUGGUGCUACACUAAUCCCAGGCGAUCAGGCAAAAGAUAUCUUUUUAAAGGCAAGAUUAUCAAAUCAGACUCUGGGUGAAAUUUGGGCUCUUUGUGAUAGAAAUGCUUCAGGUUCUUUAGACAAAAAUGAGUUCGUAAUGGCAAUGUUUUUAAUUCAACUAUCUAUGUCAAAUCAUCCAUCCAUGUCAUCUCUUCCAGCUGCUUUACCAGCACAUUUAUGGUCCGUGGUUGCCAAUGGCACAGCUGGUCCUAUAAGUACACAAUCCACAGGAAGUAAUAAUGCCCCACUUAAGAGACAAUCGACCAUUUCACGUCUUUCAUCAGGUGCCUUUACAAAUGUCUCACAAAAUUGGUCGUUAUCUUUUGAACAAAAACAACAAUUUGAUAGAAUUUUCGACGCCCUGGACAAAAAUCACGCUGGUUCUCUUGGAUCUCAAGUCCUUGUACCUUUCUUUGUCUCUUCAAAAUUAAGUCAAGAAACUUUAGCAACUAUUUGGGAUUUGGCGGAUAUUCACAAUAACGCUGAGUUUACUAAGAUGGAAUUCGCUAUUGCCAUGUUUUUGAUCCAGAAGAAAAACUCUGGAGUAGACUUACCUGAUGUGAUUCCAAAUGAACUAUUACAUUCACCUGCUUUAGGUUUAUCACAACAACAACCUACUCAACCACCUGCCACAAUCCCAUCAAGAGCAACAAAACCAUCUUUCAAUGAACCUCUGCAGCAACAGCCACAACACUUGCUUAAUCAGCCUGCCCCUCCUGUUCAACAACAAAACUCAGGUUCAUUAAAUGAUUUGUUGGCUUUGAACAGUUCAUUCACAUCUCCUUCCCCAAGCAAUUUACAAGCUAAUAAUGUUGCAAAUAAUACAGGCUCUCCAUCAAGCCAACAUGUUGCUCCACACUCUUCAGUAGGUUUGAAGAAAUUCCACCCAACUUCUCAAUUUGGUCAAACAAUAAUUAAAGAGGAAGAAGAAGAGGAAGAAGCUCCAAAAUAUUCCCAACAAUCUCAACAACUUCAUUCUUCCGUAUCACCAGCUCAUAGAACAGCCUCUGUAACUCUAGCACAAGUCCCAAACUUUGCUAAUUUGAGUAUUUCAAACCAUAGUACUGGUUCUCCAAUGAAUGCUCCAUCUACUGCUUUAAGAAACAAUGACCUUUAUGCUGAUGCUGAUGCUUCUGCCCAAUUAUCAAAGGAAACAACCGAAUUAGCUAAUUUAUCCAAUCAAGUUAAUUCAUUAACCAAACAAGCUUCUAUCACUAAUGAUAAGAAAUCCAGAGCUUCGCAAGAAUUAAAGCGUGUCAUUGAAAUGAAACUGUCCAUUCAAGAUAAAUUAGGAAAAAUUAGAGCUGCUCACGAAGAAAACGUCAAGAAAACAGAAAUGUUGGAAAACCAAUUGAUUGAAUUAAACAAUGAAAAUAACUCUUUGCAACAACAAUUUAGUGUUACUGAAGCAAAUUUCCAAGCUAGUGAAAACAAAAUGAAUGAAGUCACUUUACAAUUCAACAACGCCACUAGGGAAAAUCAAGAACUCAAGGCCAAAAUUUCUCAAUUCAAUGAACAAAACAAUUUGUUACUAUCUCAAUUAAAUGAGAAGCAGGCUCUUUUGCAAAAAGAAAUGUCUAUUGCCGAUGUUAAUAGAAAACAGGUAGAGCUAAAUGACAUCACAGUGGCGAACCUAACAAACGAAAUUAGUGGUUUAGAUGAAAAAUUACAGAUUUUCAUUAGCAAGACAAAUGAAUUGAAUGAUUAUCAGAAGACACUGGAAUCCAAACACGCUCAAUUAGAAGACAAAUACAACGACUUGAAUGAGCGUGAAUCACAAUUAAACGAACGUACUAAACAAAUCGAAGAACAAGAACAACUUUAUAAUGAAAACAUCAAGAAUUUACAAAUUAUGUUCGACGAAUUAGCAGGAAAGAAACAGCAGUUUGAAAAAGCAGAAAAUGAACUGAAGCAACAACAUCUUGAAUAUGCAGCACAUGUCCAAGAACUAUCGGAAAGACAACUAAACUUAGCUAUGGGUGAACUUCCAGAUGAUGCGGAAGAUAUAAUUGCAGAAAAUAAGAAGUUCAAAGAAGCUAGUGCUGGUGACAAAGCUGCUGCAUUUAAUGAAGAUGAUGUGGCUAAAUUUGUUGAUGGUACAGUUGCAAAUUCAAAAUUGGUGGCUCAUGAGAAUGAAAAUGAUGAUGAAUUGAAAACAGAAAACACUGAGAGUGAUGUUUUCGACAAAAAUGAUUUACCUGCUACUGAUAGUGUACAAGGUGAAAAUGACAACAACACCACUGCUACAACUAUUUCGAAUGAUAACCGUGAAAAUUUGCAUGAAAAUGAGAAUCUAUCUGAUAGAUUUGAAGGUGAUUUGAAUGAAUAUGGUAUUCCAAGAACGCAGUCAUUCACUUCAUCUGUUGCAAAUAAUGCACCACAAUCAGUGAGAGAUGAAAAUGAAGCAAUUGCUGAAUUACCAGAAGGCAAAGAAGAAAUGAAUGGCACUGACACUGUUCUUGAGAAUGAGCCUAUCCCAGGUGAAUGGUCAAGCACUCCUAUUCCGGAAUCUGCUGUAGAUGAGGAAGAAUUACCUUCUGAAACUGUAGUAGAAUCACAAACUGUUGAUGAAAAUGAAAGUGAUUCUGACAGGUCCAUUCAACAAUCACCUGUACAAGUAGCUUUAGAUAAAGUGGAAAACCCCACUAACGCUGUGGAACCAGUUAUAGAGCAUCCUGGGCCAGUUGCUGAAGGAAUACUGCUACAGGAGGAUAAAGAAAUCCAUCCGAUUGAUCAAGAAUUCCCACCUAUUCAAGAAUUAGAAAUCAACGAAAGUGAUUCUUCAUCGGAAGAUGAAUUUGAAGACACAAGAGACGUUCUAAAUGCCACACCAACCAACGAACAGCCAAGGACAAGUGGCAAUGAUGAAUUUGCAGACGAAUUUGCGGGUUUGGAACAAGCUGCCCUUGAAGAAGACGAGGAACCCAAUGACAAUAGAUUCAAUACAGAUGAAUUUAUGGAACCAUUUGAACCAAUCUCACAUACUGAUUUGGAUGAAGAAUUGGAUGAUGUCGCAUUUGUGGGUACCAAUCAAAGAUCCACAACUAUAUCACCAGAAGGUAAUGCUGCUAAUGUUAGUAACGAUGAAUGGGAUGAAAUCUUUGCUGGGUUUGGUAACGGAAGGCAACCAGCUCCAGCAAAACAAGAAGUGUCUCAAGCUAAAAGCAGUGUACCAAUCGACCGUGGAAUUGCAACUACACCAAAAUCUCUAGCUAUUGAAGAACUGAGUGGUAUGGGAUUUGCUGAAGAAGAAGCCAAGAACGCCCUAGAAAAAUGUAACUGGGACUUAGAAGCCGCCACCAAUCUUCUAUUGGAUGGUGCAUAA
Messenger RNA from Kazachstania africana CBS 2517, 3786 nucleotides. It is a transcript of the gene EDE1, whose product is annotated as Ede1p. The record is from RefSeq and is a predicted model, not a curated record. Bases 1 to 3786 code for a protein of 1261 amino acids. Gene Ontology annotation, biological process: endosomal transport; endocytosis. Gene Ontology annotation, cellular component: cytoplasm; plasma membrane. Gene Ontology annotation, molecular function: calcium ion binding; protein binding. Lineage: Eukaryota; Fungi; Ascomycota; Saccharomycetes; Saccharomycetales; Saccharomycetaceae. The transcript has a single exon.